AGACUUCAGGAGAAGAAAUCCUGCUGCACUGAAGAGAGUAAAACAACAUUCUGAUGUUCUGUUGGAAAGAGGAUAGCCUGAAAACAAAAACUGACUUGGAAACAUGCAUUUACAAAUAUCCUUACUGCUGCUGUUUUGUCUGAACAUUGUCCAUGGCAGCGAUGGAUAUUUUUCUGAUCGAUACCAGAAACAAUCCAGCAUCAAGGGGCCACAUUUUCUACCAUUCAAUGUAAAGAGUCAAGGUGUGCAAAUAAGAGGUGAACAAGGACCACCUGGUCCCCCAGGCCCUAUUGGACCAAGAGGACAACCAGGUCCAGCAGGAAAACCAGGGUUUGGAAGUCCUGGUCCCCAAGGCCCUCCUGGUCCCCCAGGACCACCUGGAUUCUCUGCAGUUGGAAAGCCAGGCAUGCCAGGUCUACCAGGAAAGCCAGGAGAAAGAGGACUAACUGGUGAGAAAGGAGAAGCUGGACCUGUUGGGCUCCCAGGACCAAGAGGGCCACAGGGACCCCCUGGCACUCCUGGCCCUGUAGGACUGUCUGUUCCUGGCAAGCCGGGACCACAAGGACCUCCAGGAGCUCAAGGGCCAAGGGGCCUCCCUGGCGAGAAGGGAGAGCCAGGUAUCCAUGGUAUAAAUGGACAAAAGGGAGAAAAUGGAUACGGCAUUCCAGGCCGCCCGGGCAGCAGGGGUCUUCCAGGUCCGCAGGGUCCCCGGGGCCCCCCAGGUCCUGCUGGGGUUGGGAAGCCUGGUGAAAAUGGUCUUCCAGGUCAGCCAGGUAUGAAAGGUGACAGAGGUUUCCCAGGCAUGCCUGGAGCAGUUGGUCUUCCAGGUCCCCAGGGUCCCCCCGGAGAACCUGGGGAAGCUGGCAUUGGCAAACCUGGGCCAAUGGGACCACCAGGAGCAGCUGGCAUCCCUGGAGCAAAGGGACAACCUGGACCCGCUGGCUUGCCUGGAUCCCCAGGUCUUCCAGGAUUCGGAAAGCCAGGAUUACCAGGGAUGAAGGGACAUAGAGGGCCUGAAGGUCUUCCUGGCCUUCCAGGACCUAAAGGAGACCAAGGUCCAGCCGGCGUGCCAGGAGAACCAGGUCCCACUGGGCCACCAGGAAAUGUGGGUCCUCAAGGAGUAAAAGGCUUGCCUGGUGAGAAUGGCUUCCCUGGGCCCAAAGGCGAAAUGGGCCCUGCUGGACCCCCAGGAUUCCCAGGGGCCAAGGGGGAACGAGGUCUGCCAGGGUUAGAGGGGAAACCAGGAUACCCAGGAGAGCAGGGUCUUGCUGGUCCUAAGGGACACCCAGGUUUCCCAGGUCCGAAAGGUGACACUGGCCAUGCUGGGCUCCCUGGCUUGCCCGGUCCCAUGGGUCCACAAGGAGUUAAGGGGGUGCCGGGAAUCAAUGGUGAGCCAGGUCCCAGGGGACCUUCAGGAAUACCUGGGAUCAGAGGCCCCAUUGGCCCCCCUGGGAUGCCAGGAGCCCCUGGUGCGAAAGGUGAGCCGGGAGCUCCCGGACUGCCAGGCCCCGCAGGGAUCACCACCAAAGGCUUAAGUGGACCCAUGGGACCACCUGGACCUCCCGGGCCAAAGGGCAGCAGCGGAGAGCCUGGCUUGCCGGGCCCCCCAGGACCUCCUGGUCCCCCUGGACAAGCCAUAAUGCCCGAAAGCUAUGUGAAAGCAGGAGAGUCUCGGGAUCCAUCAGGAAUGUCUUUCAUGAAAGGAGUAAACCAAGCUCUUACAGGGAUGCCAGUGUCUGCUUUCAGUGUCAUCCUCUCAAAAGCUUACCCUGCGGCAACAGUCCCCAUAAAAUUUGAUAAAAUUUUGUACAAUAGGCAGCAACAUUAUGACCCCAGAACAGGAAUCUUCACCUGCAGGAUCCCUGGGCUGUACUAUUUCGCCUACCACGUACACGCAAAAGGAACAAAUGUUUGGGUUGGACUCUAUAAAAAUGGUACCCCGCUCAUGUACACCUAUGAUGAGUACACAAAAGGAUACCUUGACCAGGCUUCUGGCAGUGCUGUCAUUGAUCUCAUGGAGAAUGAUCAAGUAUGGCUCCAACUGCCCAAUUCAGAAUCUAAUGGUCUCUAUUCCUCUGACUACGUUCAUUCUUCAUUCUCAGGUUUCCUAUUUGCUCAUAUCUAACAACAUCCCACUUACACUGUCCUGUCCUGAUGCUCUCUCCCUCAAACCAUUUUAAUUGGCACUGAUCUGAUUUGUCAUUAGCAGGUCAUGCAACUUCAAUUUUGCUACAGAAAUG
This is a messenger RNA of Cuculus canorus (common cuckoo), 2240 nucleotides long. It is a transcript of the gene COL10A1, whose product is annotated as collagen type X alpha 1 chain. Lineage: Eukaryota; Metazoa; Chordata; Aves; Cuculiformes; Cuculidae. The transcript is spliced from 3 exons. The record is from RefSeq and is a predicted model, not a curated record. The coding region runs from base 104 to 2125 and encodes 673 amino acids. Gene Ontology annotation, molecular function: protein binding.